AGUCAAACCAUAAUGGCGACUGCUGGGACAGCAGACUCGGGAUCAACAGCCCCGACAGGGACCAGCAGCAUCCGAAAAAUGGCCCCUUCAGAGAUACCUGGCUCUUCAGGCACAACUCAGAGUAUGAAGAAGACUAUUGGACACCGGGGCGUUGAGACCACCACAGGAGAGACCACCUAUAAAAAGACCACGUCAUCUGCCCUAAAAGGUGCAAUCCAAUUGGGCAUCGCUCAUACGGUUGGCAGCUUAAGCCAAAAGGCGGAGAGGGAUGUUCUCAUGCAGGACUUUGUGGUGGUCGAAAGCAUCUUCUUUCCAGGUGAAGGCAGUAACCUGACACCUGCUCAUCACUACAGUGACUUUCGCUUUAAGACCUACGCUCCCAUUGCCUUUCGUUACUUCAGGGAACUGUUUGGCAUUCGACCAGAUGACUAUCUGUAUUCUCUGUGUAACGAGCCACUGAUCGAGCUGUCUAAUCCCGGAGCCAGCGGAUCUCUCUUCUACGUCUCCAGUGAUGACGAGUUUAUCAUCAAGACUGUUCAACACAAGGAGGCUGAGUUCCUCCAGAAACUCCUACCUGGAUACUUCAUGAAUAUAAACCAAAACAAGCGCACUCUGCUGCCCAAGUUCUACGGCCUGUAUUGUGUUCAGGCAGGGGGUAAGAAUAUCCGUAUUGUAGUGAUGAACAAUCUUCUGCCUCGGAUCAUCCCCAUGCACCUCAAAUACGACCUGAAGGGCUCCACCUAUAAGAGACGAGCCUCCCCUAAGGAGAGAGAAAAGGCUGUUCCCACUUACAAAGACCUGGACUUUAUCCAGGACUUGCCCGACGGCCUGCUGCUGGAAGCGGACAACUUCAAUGCUCUGUGCAAGACAAUACAGAGGGACUGCUUGCUCUUACAGAGUUUCAAGAUCAUGGAUUACAGUCUGCUGAUGGGCAUCCACAACAUGGACCAGGCUAGUCGAGAGCGGGAGCGUGCUGGAGGCAAUUCGGGGGACAGUGGUGGAUCAGAGGGAGCCGUGACUCCAGAUCAGCGCCGGCCACAAGCCCAGAAAAGUCUGUACUGUACAGCCAUGGAGUCCAUCCAGGGGGAGGCCCGAGGGAAGGGAGCUUUAGAUUCAGAAGACCACAUGGGUGGCAUUCCAGGUCGUAAUACUAAAGGAGAGAGGUUGCUGAUCUACAUCGGCAUCAUCGACAUUCUCCAGUCCUACAGGUUUAUUAAGAAGUUGGAGCACUCCUGGAAGGCCUUGGUCCAUGAUGGGGACACAGUUUCAGUUCACAGACCUGGCUUCUAUGCAGAGCGUUUCCAGCAAUUCAUGUGCAGCACAGUGUUUAAGAAAAUUCCAUUAAAACCAUCACCAUCUAAGAAGAGUCGUGGUGGAGGUCCGGGAGGGCUUCGAAGGGCCCCCACCCUGGGAGCUCCAACCCCGCUCUCCCACGCAACAGGACAGUCUAUCGACUCCAGACUGGUGUACCACAGCCACUUUAAAAGCACAGAGUCAGAGGCUGACAGUGGCGUGCAGUCAGGCAGACCCGAUCUUGUUCCGAGGACCCCUCCACUGGUGGACAACCCUGCUGACUGUGAGGCCAACCUGUCCACCUCAUCACUAGGCAGCACAGGAGUUGCCUCCACCUCUCCUCCCCUGCGUUCUGUAGGAGUGGAAGUGCACAAAUCAGCAAACAUGGAUCAUGACCAGGGUGUUUCCCACAGUUUUGGGGCAGAAGUGGCUGAAGACAAUUCUGGCAACCUCUCUGGAAACGAAGAUGUAGUUUCACUAUCAGACAUCGUCCCCGAGACCAACAUCUGUUUUUAAAAAACAGACUUAGUGCCAUCUAUGGUUGAGGCGCUUCUGGACAACAUGAGGUGGGUGGAAGUAAGGAUGAAGAGAGUGAAAGUCUCCACCGCGGACCCCCCGUUGCACCUAUGUUGUUUUCUCACCCAUACACAUAGUAUAUACAGGGAUCGCUGGAUGAAGCAACGAGGUGCAAUGGAGGUGGUGACAGUGAGGAAAACAAUGAUGGGAAGAUCAAGAAGACAGUGUGCGGUAGGCCUCAGACCUUCCCAGCCACCAACAAAGUCACUGUGCAUGCACAUUUUGUCCACACCUUUUCCCAAAGCCUUGACAUCUUUCAUGAACACCUGGAAAAAAAGGUGCACGACCCUGAAUUGAAAACUCUUUACUAACCGCGGCAGCAUUAAAUUGAUCAAAAAAGGAUUUUCCUUAAUUUUCACAACUCGUCUGUCUGCUGCAACGUCAUAAUAACCAAAAUAAUUUGUUGUAUAUUAUAAAAAGUCACCAGUGGAUAGUGAAGGCAGUCAAAUUCUCCAUGAAGAGUCAGUCCUUGUGCCCACUUUUCACAGCAUGAAGAGAUGUGAGUGGGCACAGACAGCAUUUCAGCAGGAACACACACACACACACACUUAAGAGCACAUGGAGGGCAUGGCCUGCAAUUGUAGGAGUGAAUGCUUUCCUGUGUGCUCAUGCACAGUCUAAGUGGGUUCACAUUUCUGUGACUCACGCACUAGUGUUCCUGUUCCCGCACAUCCAUUUCCCCUCAGUACGCCUCAUGAGCAGGGGGAACUCUGAGCUAUCAGUGGUCAUUGUUCAAAAUCAACACUCGCUGCUGUCGACUCUGCAAUCACGUAUGCAUUUCUUUUUACUGAUUGUGGAUGUGCAGUAUUUGUUUGAAGUCAGAUUUGGAAACACUGAAGGAAUGGGUUGAACCAGACCUCUACGGUAAUUUUGUUCCAUGUUUGGUAAUAAGUUAUUCUGCUGGAAACCACGGUGGUGCUGCAAAGGUCCAACUAGAUCUUGCCACUGCUGAAUGUACAUUACAAUGUUCUUCUUAUAUAGAAUGUGUCUUAUUAACAUGGCGGACCACAUUUUAUAUAACCCUAAAAAUCUCCCCCUCUGAUGUGACCAUAUGUGCUGAAAUAUAAAUGAAUUCAGAGAGAAGAGCUGUCGGCAGCAUUGCUGGCCCGGUAGAUGCUGUUAAGUGAAGUCAUGGUAUGAAGUUAAUAGAACAGUAACAUUCAAGCUACUGUCUGUCAUGUCUGUGCCUUUACAUGUUUCUCCCCUAACAUGAUGUAUAACUGACAUUUUUUUACAGGUUAGUCUUGUAGUCACACAGAAACCUGCCUUAUCACUACAGCUGAAGUCGUGAAACUGCCAUUUGUAUGUCUGGACCAACCAAUCAGUUGUCAGGGUUUAAAAGAAUUUCAGAUUUUAAUACAAACACUAAUGCAAUCCCUUUUGUUUAUAUGCAUGUCAUGUGAUCAAUCACCUUGGUUCAUCAGCUCAGCUAAAUCUUGUAACUGACAUCAGACGAAACAGAUAUCUGUCUCUUAGUAUUCAUUUCUGCUGGUUACAGAAAUGAAACCCACCCACAUCCACUCUUGGACCAAUAUUACUAAACAUAAAAUUAUUUUUUGUGAAUUGUUUUUUUUUUUUUGUAUGUACUCUUACUAAUCUUUUACUUGGCGGGUUCAUAGAAAUUAAGCCGUGUUUUCACAAAAUGUUUUGUGUUUAUCUUGUUGUUUAGGGCACUAAACAAGCCACCGAUCAUGCUUGGCUGAAAGCCCUACCCCCCCAUGAGAUAUAGAAAUUUGAACCACAACCAGGUUGAAGUGUUGCAGAACUCAAGAUCUUAGAUGUCAUCUCAUUUAAUGGAUUACUGUUAAUGUUUGUUGAGCACAUGUGGUCUGUGCAGCAGAGAGGGAGAAGGGGAAAUGUGAGUUAUGAAUAUAGAAAAGGAGGACAAUUACUCAUGUUCAUCAAUGCACAGUUGAGGAUUCAGGACUGGGCCUUUUGUAUUAUAAGCCAAUCGCAGCACCAAAGAAAAGAGAAGGGAGUUCCUGUGAGUGUUCAGGAUCCAGUACAGUUGAUAUGAAAAUGAAAUGAGACACUCCUGGACACCUGCAUGGACUGUUGUAAAUGGUAAUAACACUGGGUUGACCUGUGUUUUAAGGAUCUAUUAUUAAACUGGAUGUUUUUUGCUAAAUAAUUUCAUGUCUGAUAGGAUGUAUCUGACAUAAACCUAGUCCCUGUAAAGAUUUAUUUUUCUUUAUCAAACAAUUAUUUUACUUUGGUCUGGCCUGAGACAUUUCAAGAGGUAACUCCACAUUCCUGUCUAAAGUUUGAUUUACUGCAAUUGUGGUAGCUCUUAGAACCCAUUAUUUACCACCUUUUUGUAGUUGGAAAAAUGUACUUGAAAUUGAUUACUUUUGAUAUACUGAAAUGUAAAAUACUGAUUAUUUCAAACAGAUCAGUUUAAAGUUGUAUUUAUUUGGUUGAGAGUCAAACAGCCACCAAAGAAAAACACUCCAAGAAAAUCUGAUUUGAAAAAAACAAACAAAAAAAAAACCAGAUUUUAUUUUG
Molecule: messenger RNA, 4374 nt
Organism: Seriola dumerili (greater amberjack)
Lineage: Eukaryota; Metazoa; Chordata; Actinopteri; Carangiformes; Carangidae
Gene: pip5k1ab
Product: phosphatidylinositol 4-phosphate 5-kinase type-1 alpha-like
Exons: 16
Coding region: 13-1809 (598 amino acids)
Biological process (GO): phosphatidylinositol metabolic process
Molecular function (GO): phosphatidylinositol kinase activity
Source: RefSeq, a predicted model, not a curated record